Molecule: messenger RNA, 834 nt
Organism: Polychytrium aggregatum
Lineage: Eukaryota; Fungi; Chytridiomycota; Chytridiomycetes; Polychytriales
Exons: 6
Coding region: 1-834 (277 amino acids)
Biological process (GO): phospholipid transport; mitochondrion organization
Cellular component (GO): ERMES complex
Molecular function (GO): lipid binding
Source: RefSeq, a predicted model, not a curated record
AUGAGCUUCGACAUCCAAUGGGACAAGCUGGACUCUGGCGUCGCCAAGAAUCUGCAAGACUUCCUGAACAAGCACUUUGAGCAUCUCACCCGACCGUCGUUCAUUGGGCCAAUCUCGAUCAUCGACCUGGACUUUGGCACAAUCCCACCCAACAUCGAGAUCAAGGACAUCACCGACCCGCUGACCGAGUUCUACCUCCCCGACGAGGACGACCUGGACCUGCAGCACGGCAGCGGACCGCUCGAUGACUUUGACUCGCGCGCCGACCGAGGCUUUCCACUCCCAAGCGAUGUCGCAGUAGUCGCAUCGCCAGGGCAUCCGCAUCCAGAACGCAAUAUGUGGCCAGACACCAUGAUCUCGGAGGACCUCAUGAUCCAGCAGGCCGAGAGCCUGAAGCGGGAAACCGAUGCCCAGGUCGAGCUUUUGGUCGAGUAUAAGGGCAAUAUGCGCCUGUCCAUAUCGACCGAGCUGAUCGUCAACCACCCAACGCCAAACUUUAUGGUGCUGCCCCUGACCCUGAGUCUCACAGGAUUUGCAUUCAGUGGAACGCUGCUGAUUGCGUAUCUUGGAACUCGCAUCAAUAUUUGUUUCCAAGAGCCGGAGAGUGGAAAAAGUCUGCUGCAGGAUGUAUUCAUCGAAUCGGAAAUCGGGGACAAGAAUCGCCAGGUGCUCAAGAAUGUCAGCAAGAUCGAGCGGUUUAUCGUGGAGCAGCUGCGAAAGUUCAUUGAUGACAACCUGGUGUUUCCAAACUUUCACUCACUGGACCUGCUCGGUGCGGACGAAGAAGACACUCCCUCGCAUCGCGACGAUCUCGACGACUUUGACUUUGACUGA